This is a messenger RNA of Saprolegnia diclina VS20, 1842 nucleotides long. RefSeq lists its product as hypothetical. Gene Ontology annotation, cellular component: membrane. Gene Ontology annotation, molecular function: symporter activity. Lineage: Eukaryota; Oomycota; Saprolegniomycetes; Saprolegniales; Saprolegniaceae. The transcript has a single exon. The record is from RefSeq and is a predicted model, not a curated record. Bases 1 to 1743 code for a protein of 580 amino acids.
AUGCUCGGCUCGUCGGGCGUGGUGCUGUUCUCGGCCGUCGACUUGGCCCACGCCCAAGCCGCGCGCUCGAUGCGGCGAGGCGCUUCGUUCGCCGACUCCGCCUCGUGCCGUCGCCCGGUUGCAACGAGCCUUGCACGCACGGAUUACACGUCCGACUCGCGCACCGAGUAUGAGCUCGUACAAGACGCUGCUUCGAUCCCACCCAUGCUCCAAGCCGAACCGUCACCACCGCCCCGCCCCCGCACCAUAAACUUUAGCAUCCAAGAGUCGGACGCCACCAAGCUCGUUGUGAGCGGUCGGGCGAUUCUACUCGGUGCGAUCCUCGGUGUCGGCCUUGGCUUUCUCGUUUCGCGCGUGCCACUUCUCAAGACUCACCUCUCGAUCUGGGUCGCUCUGCCCGGUGAUUUGUUUGUGCGUGCACUGCGCUGCCUUGUCGUGCCCAUGGUCUUUACGGGCAUCACAGUGGCGAUUGCCGACGCCGUUGACAAGGGCAAGGCAUCCGUGCUCGGGCUGCGGACACUCGGUUUGUUUGCCCUCUCGAGCGGUCUCUCGACGGCGCUCGGUCUCGGCGUCGCGCUUCUCUUUCAGCCUCUCUUUGUCGGUGUCGCGCCAGCGGCGUCCGCGCCCAUGUCGCCGGCGCUCGCGUUCAAGUGCCACAAUGGUUUGUAUCUCGAGAUGGCGGUGAAUGGAUCUGUAAGCUGCACGUCGUCGGCACCGUCGACGUUUGAAGUCGCCGACGUGAACGAUGCCAUGCUGUCCCGUGGCUUUCUCAACACGAACGACGUGACAAGCAUGACGACGCAGCUGCUGCGGAUGGUGGAGCUCCUCGUGACCGACAAUAUCUUCCACGCUUUCGCCGAGGGCACGCUGCUGAGCAUCAUCAUGUUCGCAUUGCCACUCGGCGUCGCAAUCGUGCGCAGCCACCACGAUCGCUCGCGGGGGGGCACCCCGCCCCCCAACCCCCUCUUGCAACUGUUUCGCCAAACGCGAAAUGCGUUUUUGGUCUUGGUGCACGCACUGCUUCGGCUCACGCCGCUUGCAAUUGUGUUUUUGAUCGGCGGUGCGAUCGCAAGCCUCGACGCCAACACAGCGACGCUCAACCAAGUGCUUUUGGUCUUGGCGGCGUAUGCGUCCGGCGUGGCUAUCCACGCACUGCUCGUGCUGCCCCUCCUCCUCUUUGUCUUGACGUGGGUCAACCCCUUUGCGUUCAUGCAGCAUCUGCUCCCGUCGUAUACGUUUGCGUUUGGCUGCGCCUCGUCGAUGGCGACGCUACCGAUCGCACUCGCCGACCUCCAAGCGACGCGAUCGACGCCCAAUUCGCUCGCGUCGCUCGUCAUGGCCCUCGGUACGACCGUCAAUAUGAACGCUGCGGGGCUCUACUACCCGCUCAUGACCGUCUUCUUGGCCGCGACGGGCUCCAGUGGCCCGGUGGACCUCUCGUCGUCGCAGCUCAUUGUGCUCUUCUGCAUGAGCUUGCUCGGUGCCAUGGGCACCGCCCCCGUUCCAAACGCGGGUCUUGUCAUGCUGCUGACGGUGUGGAAGACUGUGCUGCCGCAUGCGUCGGUGCCGCCGUCGUUUGCGCUCGUCGUCGCCAUGGACUUUCUCAUUGACCGCAUCUCGACAGCGCUCAACGUUCACGGCAAUGUGAUUGUCACGCGCAUCGUGGCCGAGUACGUCGACGAAGCGGCGCUUGACGAUUCAAGAACACACGACGUCGAACCGCGUCGUCUAGAGAAUUUGUAGCAUUUUUGUCGCGUUUUUGGCGCUAUUUAUCCCCGACUGUGUACACUCCCAAGGUCAUAGUUAUCCUUGACAUUAAGAUCAUUGAACUGAAGCAACGGG